UGACGCAAGAUUGACGCCAAAAGAAUUUAUAGGUUAUAAAUGCUGAUAAAUGUAACAAUUUACAGCUUUUUAUUAAUUUUAAGAGUUUACCUACAAGUUUUAAAUGCUUUAUUAAUAUUUUUAAUCAUUCAAGGAUGAUUUGUCGAUUGUGUAGAUCUACUGAAAAUUUAAUUUCGAUGUUUUGUGGAAAAUCAAAAGAGUUGAGAAACUUUAUAAGGAAAAUCAUAGAUGAUACCCUGCAGAUACAGAUACUUGAAUCGGAUCUUACUACAGUGGUUUGCAUCAAUUGUUGUCUGGAUAGUGUUAAUUUUUUCUAUUUCAAAGAAAACUGUUCCAAGUUGCAAGAACAGCUAACUACAAUAGAUGUACAUUCUAAGGCCAAAAUUUCAAAGCCCAAUUUUGAAAAACCUAAUUUAAGUGACAUACCCAAACCUAACUUGAAAAGUACCGAAGAAGUGUUGAGCUGGCUACAGUCAAAAUGUGUUCAAAUAACAGAAGACCAAGAAAGUAAUGUGCCUAUUCAAAAUGAACUAAAGAAUAUCUCUAACAACAGCACUCAAACUGAGGUAGUCAAAACUCAAUGCCAAGAAUCUCAAAGUAUAUCUGUUAAAUUAUGUGAUGUACAGGUUCAAUACAAUAAUGUAAAUAUUACCGAUAGUAAAAUGAGUCAAACUGAUUCGAUUCCUUAUGAAACUAAGGCUGUUCAAGCUACACUUAAGGUCAGUUCUAAUGAUAAGUUCACUCAAGUGUCCAAUAAUUGUGUUGAAAACAAAACAACAAAAAAAAAUAAUGCACGUGAAAGAGACUUUAAAAUGAUGGGUCAUGACUUUCCAGUUUCCAAGAAAAAUAAGGCUGUGCAAACUACAAUUGAAACACUUUCUUCUAGCAAAGAAGAGACCAAAGCUAUUACAAAAUUCAAUGGCAUAAAGCAUAAAAAAUCCCCCAGUAGUGGCAGUGGCAGCUUCAACAAAUGUAUAGUAUUAAAAAGAAAUUUAGACUUAAGGAAAAGUUUACCUAAGAAAAGACUAAGCUUUACUAGUAAAGAUGAUGAAAUUUUCGAAAGUGGUCCUGAUAAAAAAGGCAUAGUUUUACCCGACACAAAUGAAAAUACUAAGGGACACUUGAAUAAAGAUGAAGAAGGCAUUAAAGAUUUACCUGACACAAAUGAAUAUACUAACGGGAAUUUGAGUAAAGAUGCAGAAGGCACUACAGAUUUAACUGAAAAAGAUAAUUUGCUUUCAGUAAAGGAUGCAUCACCAGAAAGUAGUAAUGUUGUUUUUUAUGACAAGUCUCCAGAAAUUGUCUAUACUAGAAUAGAGAAUCCUAGCUUAUGCAGUGUGUGUUCAAAGCCCUAUUUAAAUAUAAGUGAUUUGAGGUAUCAUUACAGGACUCACAGGGAAUGUUUUGUUUGUAAGAAAAAAUUUCGCUCCAUAAAAUUGCUAAUUAACCACCUGAAUAAAUGUAAGAUGACACUGACCAACUCAGAUAUGUUACCAUUGGUCGAAUUAAACAAAGCCGAACAUGUACCAGCAAUGGUUUAUCAAUAUCCGGAAGCCUUCAUGUGGUUAAAAGAAUCUGGUAGUAAAAAAUAAGAUUUCUUCAUUCUACUAUAGGAAUGUUACCAGUGAUCCAUCUUUUAGAUAUAUUUUUUAAAAUUUUUGUUUUUAUUUACAUUGUUCUUUUUUUGUUAUACAAAAAAUAACCCGUUAGUAACAAGUUUUUGGUUCAAUAAACAUUAUGAAUUUUUGUUCAUCAAAAUUUUGUAACAUAUGUAUAUGUAUGUUAGCAAUACAUACAAAAAUGUUUAUUUUAUGUCUAUAAAAAAUUUAAACAA
Molecule: messenger RNA, 1834 nt
Organism: Sitophilus oryzae (rice weevil)
Lineage: Eukaryota; Metazoa; Arthropoda; Insecta; Coleoptera; Curculionidae
Exons: 3
Coding region: 135-1592 (485 amino acids)
Cellular component (GO): nucleus
Molecular function (GO): zinc ion binding
Source: RefSeq, a predicted model, not a curated record